Molecule: messenger RNA, 811 nt
Organism: Drosophila rhopaloa
Lineage: Eukaryota; Metazoa; Arthropoda; Insecta; Diptera; Drosophilidae
Product: cytidine deaminase
Exons: 2
Coding region: 166-678 (170 amino acids)
Cellular component (GO): cytosol
Molecular function (GO): cytidine deaminase activity; zinc ion binding
Source: RefSeq, a predicted model, not a curated record
AGAUGGCUAUCAUCAUAGCCAACUUCGCGCGGCGUCGACACCACAACCCGUCCAUUUUCCAGCGGACGUUCAGAGGAGACACAACCACUCACUCGGCUUGCUAAAAAUAUAACAAAAUUUGAAAAAAAGAACCGUGCAUCCAUUGACCAAAAGUAUUAAAUAAUAAUGAAAAAUCUGACCAAAAAUUUUGCACGCGCGGAGAAGGCGGAAGAGGUUGUCACCUACGGCAGUCUGGAUCCCUCUGUUCAAGAACUUUUGUCAGCUGCUUUUGAAGUGCGUCAGCGGGCCUAUGUGCCAUACAGUGGGUUCAAAGUGGGUGCUGCUUUCCGGAGCAAAGUAAGUGGACAGAUCUUCACCGGGUGUAAUGUGGAGAACGCGGCCUUUACACCAUGCUCAUGUGCGGAGCGGACGGCUCUUGCUAAAGCCGUGAGCGAGGGAACCACCGAAUUUUCUGUAGGAGCUGUUUUGGCCUACGAACCCGAUGUUUUUACCACUCCCUGUGGUGUUUGCCGCCAGUUUAUUCGGGAGUUUGCCACCGAUGACAUACCCAUAUAUGUAGCCCAGGCCAUCGAUGCGAGGAUAACAGCGAAGGAGGAACCUUUCCAGAAUGAGGAUCCUGUCCUGUGCACCUCAAUCUUCAAUCUGUUGCCGAGCAGUUUUCGCACCUAUCGGAAGUAAUGCCACUGGAUAGAAGAAUCGCGGAGAGAGAAAGGAGGUAGUUCAAGGUUGCUCCACAACCUCUUGUCAAUAGUAAUCUAUAUCAUUUUAAUCUAAUCACUUGAAAUAAAAAAAAAUUACACUUCUUAACAAA